UAACUAAUAUGUGUCUAAAGUACUCAAUGGCAGUAUUAAUAUCCACCGGAAUAGUAUUUCUUUCAACAUCAGCGAAAGCACAAACAAAUUUACCGAAGAAAGUUUCCUUGCCAGAAAACACAGAAACAGGAACAGAAAUUUUCAGAGUGGAAUUUGACGAAGGGGGCGAAGGUCGCAGUCCGUUGGAACUGUAUAGCAUGUUUCCAGCAGUUGCUUAUGACAUAUUUGAAUUUAAUGAGCAGAAUUACAGCAUAUUGAUAAAGAAUGGAAGUCUUUUGGACUUUGAAGGAAAAGAUAAAGCUUACGUAAUUCGCUUAGAGGAAAUUUUUGCAGAGGGGGAGGAGAUAAGCGAAGGAAAGCAACGUUUUGUAGUUCCUAUGAAACAAGAUCUGACAGUUCUUAUUGAAUUACAAGACGUAUUGGAAGGUUCCCAGUCUGUUGUUUCUUCUUCUGAUAAAGGUUGUUGUGAUGACGUCAGACAGAUUAUUUGGCUAACCCCAGUGGUCUCUUCUUUGGAAGUCAUUGUGAUUGUCAUAAGUAUUGUCAUCGUGAUGAUGUGUUUCUUUAAAAAGGAGAGGACCACAAGAGUCGAAGCAUUCAAUCCUGGAAAAUGACAAAAAUCUCUUUUUGAAUGAUGUACAUGCAUACUUAAAAAAAAAAGUUCCCUUUAACUUUUUUUUACUAUAAUUCUUUGAC
Molecule: messenger RNA, 696 nt
Organism: Saccostrea echinata
Lineage: Eukaryota; Metazoa; Mollusca; Bivalvia; Ostreida; Ostreidae
Exons: 4
Coding region: 9-614 (201 amino acids)
Source: RefSeq, a predicted model, not a curated record